CUCGCGCGGAGCCUGAGGCGGCGGGAGCGCCCCCGGGACCGGCCGGCCGGCAUGGCCCUCCGCCUGCUGGGCUUGGCCGCCCUCGUGGCCGGGCUGGGCGGCUGCCGAGGUGCAGAGUCCAUUCACACAAAAGAACCGGACUACGACAUUGUUCACCCCCUCAAGGUGAACGAGAGGGGCUCCUUUCUCUCCUACAACUUAUCUCACCGUUUGCUCUCCAAAAGGGCCAUUUCUUCUCAGAACCUCCUACAGUCAUUCUACAAACUGUACCACAGGGGACAAGAGCUAAGAUUCAACCUGAGUCUUAACAGCCACCUUCUGGCUCCUGGAUUUGUGACUGAGAGGCGAUAUGGAAGUAUAGCUCAUGCCAAGAUCCAGGGUUACAACCAGAACUCCUGUCACAUGGUUGGGUCUGUUCAGAAUGAGGGACAGGAGAGUGGACUGGCUGCUCUCAGCACAUGUGAUGGGCUGAAAGGCAUCUUCCGGCUGGCUAACAAAGACUUCUUUAUUGAACCGCUAUCUGCAAGCAAACCCAGGGAGAAUACAGCCCAGCCGCACAAGAUAUAUAGACGCAACGUUCCAGAGUAUGAGUCAGAAGAGCUGAUCGCUGUGGCAAACGCCAAGCCUGGAAUUGUCAGGAUGUGUGGAGUGCAAGAAAGCCUCAAGAAGUCUGAGAAACGGAGAGAGAGGUGGGAGCAGAAGCAGCAGAGGAAGCACCAGAUUAAGCAGCGCUCUGUCAGCAAGGAGAAGUGGGUGGAGACCUUAGUGGUUGCUGACACCAAGAUGGUGGAGUAUCACGGCAGCGAGAAUGUUGAGAAAUACGUCCUGACUGUCAUGAAUAUGGUAGCUGGUUUAUUCCAUGACGCCAGCAUUGGGAACCCAAUCCACAUUUCCAUCGUGCGUCUUAUCUUUCUAGAAGAGGAGGAGGAGGACCUGAAAAUCACCCACCAUGCAGACAACACUCUGCGAAGUUUUUGCAAGUGGCAGAAAGCCAUCAAUGUGAAAGGGGACACUCACCCGCUGCACCAUGACAUAGCUGUCCUCCUAACAAGGAAAGACAUUUGUGCUGCCAUGAACCAUCCAUGCGAGACACUGGGCUUGUCUUAUGUCUCGGGCAUGUGCCAGCCGCACCGGAGCUGUAACAUCAAUGAAGACUCGGGGCUUCCCCUGGCAUUCACUGUGGCCCACGAACUCGGACACAGUUUGGGGAUUCAGCAUGACGGAAGCGGCAAUGACUGUGAGCCAGUUGGGAAAAGACCUUUCAUCAUGUCUCCACAGCUCCUGUACGACACUUCACCGCUCACCUGGUCCCGUUGCAGCAGGGAAUAUGUCACCCGUUUCCUGGAUCGCGGUUGGGGGCUCUGCCUGGAUGACCCACCAGCCAAAGAUGUGAUAGACUACCCCUCCGUCCCACCAGGGGUCCUCUAUGAUGUCAGCCACCAGUGCCGUCUUCAAUAUGGACCCUAUUCCACCUUCUGUGAUGACAUGGAUAGUGUUUGCAGCACGCUGUGGUGCUCAGUGGGGAAUACGUGUCACUCCAAGCUGGAUGCGGCCGUCGAUGGAACCAAGUGCGAGGAGAAGAAGUGGUGUUUCAAUGGGGAGUGUGUGCACAUGGGCUACCGCCCAGAGUCCAUCGAUGGAGGCUGGAGUGCCUGGAGUUCCUGGGCAGCCUGCUCUCGAACCUGCGGUGCUGGAGUGCAGAAUGCCGAGCGGCAGUGCAACAGGCCCACGCCAAAAUAUGGUGGUAAAUAUUGCGUUGGGGAACGAAAGCGCUUCAGGGUUUGCAGCCUGAAGGCCUGCCCUGUGGACCAGCCAUCUUUCCGUCACAUCCAGUGCAGCCAAUUUGAUGCCAGGCCCUACAAAGGGAAGCUCUAUAAGUGGACCCCUCUGCCUCAUAACAUUAAUCCAUGUGAGCUGCACUGCCGCCCAGAGAAUGAGUACUUUGCAGAAAAGCUCCGUGACGCAGUUAUUGAUGGGACUCCUUGUUAUGAAGGGAAUUCCAGCCGAGACAUGUGUAUUAACGGGAUCUGUAAGAAUAUCGGCUGCGACUUUGAAAUUGACUCCUAUGCGGUAGAGGACCGGUGUGGCGUGUGCCAAGGGGACGGGUCCACUUGUCAAACGGUCAAGAAGACGUUUGAGAAGAGCGAGGGUCUGGGUUAUGUGGAUGUUGGGCUGAUCCCAGCUGGCGCACGUGAGAUUCAGAUCGAGGAAGUAGCCGAAGCGGAGAACUUUUUGGCUUUGAGAAGUGAAGACCCAGAGAAAUAUUUCCUGAACGGGGACUGGACUAUCCAGUGGAAUGGCGAUUACAAGGUGGCUGGGACAACCUUCACCUACGAGCGCACGGGAAACUGGGAGAACCUCACAUCUCCAGGCCCCACAGGGGAGCCUGUGUGGAUUCAGCUUUUGUUCCAGGAAAAGAAUCCAGGAGUCCGCUAUCAGUACACGAUCCAAAGGGAAUCUGAGAGUGAGAAUGAGAUCACCCCAGCUGAGUUCUUCUGGCAAUAUGGAUCCUGGACAAAAUGCACAGCCACCUGCGGGACAGGUGUUCAAAGGCAGAUGGUGCACUGUGUGGAGAAGGUGGCUGGCAUUGUGGAAGAGCAGUUCUGCGAUGUGCUGAGCCGGCCUGAUGACAAGCGGAGGAGCUGCAGCGAGGAGCUGUGCCCGGCUAGGUGGUGGGUUGGAGAAUGGCAGGCCUGUUCUGCCACGUGUGGUGAUGCUGGUCUGAUGAAGAGGAGCGUCCUUUGUCUUCAGAGUGUGGCACCAGAUGAACAGCGGGCUCUGCAGCCCAGCAAAUGCCAGCAUCUCUCCAAGCCAGAUGCCACCGCCCCCUGCAACCGGGAGGUCCUCUGUCCUGCUUGGUGGAUCGUGGGCAACUGGUCUGAGUGCUCCGUGACGUGUGGGAAUGGGACACAAUGGCGCCUAGUUUACUGCUCCGGUGAUUCCCGAGCAAGCUGUGAUACCGCACAAAGGCCGAUGUCUCGAACUGCCUGUUCAUUGCCACCCUGCCAGAAGAAGGCAGAAAGUGCCAUCCCGGACUGGUCUGGCAGUGGCUCUUCAAGCCGAGAACUGUUUAAUGAAAUCCAUUUCAUUCCAAACCGCCACAUUCCUAAAUAUAUCCCUUUGGUGCCCAAAGCUGAAGACCUCAAUGUCAUAACGGAAGAGGAUUUUUCUUUGAACAGCAACAAAAAGGGAAAUGUGUUUGUAGAUGAUUUUUACUAUGAUUAUAAUUUUAUCAACUUCCAUGAAGAUCUCUCUUAUGACACGGUCGGUGAAAAGGACAGCAAGAAAGAGGGCCCGAAGCCAGACAUUGGAACUAAAACGGUUGACGAUGGGAAGGAUUUUAAAGAAAAACGGCCCAGCUUUCUUCCUACUCUAAAACCAGAGAGUGGAAGUACAACACUUCCUGCUAUCGGGCAACAUAAUGAAGAAGAACUUGACAAGGGUCAAGACAGGAACUCUUUUAUCAGUUUCCAUGAUACGACUGUCGCCAGCUCUACAACCUCCUCCUUCACACUCAAAAGUGAAGGCGUCCAAGUAUCUCUUCUCUCCACCUCAGCAACAAGAAGGCCUUUUCCUUUUCCCAGCAGUGGACCAUUGCCUCCGAAUUACGAUGAAGAAGAUCCUUCUACACAUGCAGUUUUUAAAGAUGACAUGGCAGCCACCGUUUCCUCUACAAGCUUUCCUUACUUGGACCUUCUGACUUCGAUAUUCCCUUUUGCCAAGAGCAGCAAUGUUAGUGGAAAUGCUGCUGGCACUCCUGAAAGUACACACAGUCCUGGCAGAAGCUCAAAGGUUUUUGAUCAAGGUGGUAGUCCCCACCACAGCUUGGUGGAUGUUGGACAGGAAGGCCAUGGAGAACCAAGCAGUACGGGCAGGGCCAUCGUUAGUGGUAAUGAAAACACAAGCCUGGCUUAUGGAACUAAAGCUAUCCCAAUCAGUACAGUCACAACAGGAGCUACAAGAACGGACGGGCCAUCCCAUCUCUUUCCUCACCAGCCCACAAGGUCUGCUGAAGCCACCCCAAGCCCUUCCGUUACUCAGGGACUGGGAAAGAACGGCAAGGACCCCGGUUAUAGAAUGAAUUCAGAGAAUGACCAGAGCGGCACAGAGGGUACAAAGAUCUACCGGCACUAUCCCAGGGGUGUUCUAAAGCCCGGAGAUAAAAGUCUAGCCGCAACCACCUCUGUGUACCAGGAGACUACUGUUGGACUUGAAAGCAAGGGGCUUGGAUCUUACACUCCAAGCUCGUUAGAUCUUCAGUUAUCAACUGAGCCAAAUGUUCUGGAGCAGAGCACCGAUGCUCCUAACUCUUUCCGUUCUGUGCUACCCAUGCCAAAACGGGAGGAAUCCAAUGAAAUCGAGACGGACUUGGACACCAACUAUGUAUCUUCCCACGAGGACCAAGGACUCGUCGGAAACAGCAGCGUGGUGCCAGGCGAAAGCUCACCCAAUAGAGUUCACGGGGUGUUUGCUAACAGCAACGGCACUCUUGGGUCCAGCCUCAAUACUGCACAGCGGCAGAAAGUGGAAGGAGAUGAGGAGCCCUCCUUAGCGCCUUCUGGUACCAUCACAUCCAUUUUCAGUGCCAGCUGGGAAGCUGGAAACUGGAGUGAGUGCUCCACCACCUGUGGGCUCGGUGCCAUUUGGAGGACAGUACGGUGCAGCACAGGCAAGGAAGAAGAUUGCAGCCCCACCCGAAAGCCAAUUCCUGCCCGCAGGUGUUACCUAAGACCAUGUUCUUCCUGGCAUGUUGGAAACUGGAGUAAGUGCUCCAGGACCUGUGGAAAUGGAGUGAAGGUCCGGGACGUCAGCUGCGUUGACACACGAGACCAACGACCCCUCCGUCCCUUUCACUGUCAGGCUGUCCUCUAUAAACCACCGACCCGGAUGCCCUGCCAAACCAAGGUGUGCCUGGACUGGUACACGUCAUCCUGGAGGGAGUGUUCUGAGCUGUGUGGAGGAGGGGAGCAAGAGCGUCUGGUGACCUGCCCAGAGCCCGGGAGGUGCGACGAAGCCCUUCGACCCAAUAAUACAAGACUUUGCAACACCCACCCAUGCACCAAGUGGACGGUGGGAUCCUGGGGGCAGUGCACGGCCACCUGUGGUGGGGGCAUCCAGCGGAGGCAGGUGAAGUGCAUGAAUGUGAAGACGGGCGAGGCAGAAGAGGACAGCAGCCUGUGUGACCAUGAGCAGUGGCCAGACAAGACCCAGAAGUGCAGCCUCCAAAGCUGCCAGCACAGUGAGUCAGGCUUCGUCUGUGAGCGGGACCGUCUCUCGUUCAGCUUCUGCCAGACUCUGCUCUUCCUCGGAAGGUGUCAUCUGCCAACCGUCAGCACGCAGUGCUGCCAGACCUGUCAUCAAUAUGGCCACGGCCCCCGGGAUCGUGGGAACGAACGUGCCUCCCGGAGGUGAAGGCUUUCCUCCCAACAGCUCAGCAGGGAAGACCGGGAGGGUGUCGAGGAGGCUGUUUACGUUCAGCACAGCAGGCCUUUCCCAGCCAGUCUGGGCUGACGAGCGUGUCUGCUUGCCGCAGUUCCCUCCAGUCAAGUUCUUCGUUACCAGGUGGUCUUAUUAAGUUCACCAGGUGGCCUGCAAGGGUGCCAGGGGGAGGCUGCCUCCCUCCCGAACUGCGAUGGAGGAACCUGCUAGGCCACUCUGUUAAACGUCCGACCAAGCAGCAUUUAAAGGAAGGAGAAGCGGAAACGUCUCUGGUGCUAUCCUUUUUGACAUACUCAGGUUCGUGUGGUGUUGGCAGGCCAACACGAAACACUUGACUGAGAGACUUUUUAAAAAAAACAACAGUUAUUUUUUAUAUUUUCUAUACAGCAGCAUCUAGCAUUCUAAACUGUGUAGUUGUGUUGUUAUUCAUUGUCCCCAUUAUUGAGUUGAGAGGCCUGAAGCGGGCAAUUUACUCAAGGACGUUUACAGGCUGAAGAGGAAAGGCCUCCCUGAUGCCAGAGUGUGAACAACGUCCCUGUUAUCACUAACUGGGGCGACCUCGAGCCACAAUUCCUGGAGUGGGAGGUUUGGAAUAAUGGUUCUUGUCUGACUUCUCUCCCCGGUUUGGGAAUUCCAUGUCUGUUACCAUUCGUUGUUACUUUUCAGUACAGUGGGAAAUGACAUGGACGCCCACUUCUGCUUUUUCCCCCGUCGCAGGGACUGUGUUUUUCUCAGCCUUCAGUUUGCCCUAUACAGUUUCCACAGCAGUUCAUGACAGAUGCAAAAUAAAACUGUUUCCAAGAAGAAGCUAUGGAAGGAUCUCUUUGUCAAUUCUAUUUUUUUUUUGUAAAGGCCACAGCUUUUAAGUGCAUUAAGUUAUCCUCGAAAGAAGGAGGAGCGGUGCCUUUCCCUUUCUUUUUUAAACUCACUUUUUGUAAGGCCUGGGUUCUACUCAGUUUAGCAUAGAUCCAGUCCAAGGAAGAUGCCACUGGGAUUACUGAAUCACUCGCUUCUCCGUUUUUCCCCUGCUGUGCUUCAUGCAAAGCUCUUGGCGAGAGGGACCCUGUGGCCUGCUUGCCACCUUCUACUCUGGCAUUGCUGUUCCUGUCUUACCUUGGUUUAGGACUUUGAUUAAGUCUUAAUCUACUGUUCAGAUAAGUGUUCACUCUCUAGAAAAUCCUGAUCAGAUUUUAAUGCAGGCAACCUCACCUCAUUGUUAGUACUACAUGCAGCAAGGGUGUGCUAGUGGCUGCUCCCGAUGGCUACCCUAUAACAGUGGAGUUGCUUUUACCUGUCUAGGUACAAAGCAUUCUGUGACUCUUCUGGGAUGGCCCUAGUGUGUGUCCUCCUAGAAGAGGCUGGCAUCGAGUCGGAAGGGAGCUUGAACGUCAGGAAGACGGCACUACAGCAUACCUGACAGAUGGCCACCCAGCCUCUGCUCAAAGACCUCCAGUGAAGGAGAUCCCACCAGCCUCCCAAAGCAGUCUGUUCUACUGUUCAACAUCCCUUACCAUUAGGAAAUUUCUCCUAAUAUUUAGCUGCAACCUACCUCUCUUUCAUUUCCUCCAUUCUAGUCCCGCCCUCUGAGGCAAAAGAGAAUAAACUGCUCCAUCUCAUCUCUCCCCUUACUCUUCUCUAAGCUAAAUAUGUCCAGCUCUUUCAACCUUUCCUCAUAGUGCUUUGUUUCCAAACCCUUAAUCUUCCUAGUUACCCUUCUCUGGAUGCACUAUAAAUUACUGAUUUCCUUCUUCAAAUACGGUGCCCAGAACUGCGCCCAGCAUUCCAAAGGAGGUCCGACCAGUACAGAACUGUUACUUCCCGUGAUCUGUAUCCCAUGCUGCUGCGGCUGUUAAUACAGCCCUAUUUGUCCACAGAAUUCCCAACAUAGUACUUUAUCAAAGGAGGAGAUAAGGUUGCUCUGGCCUGACUAAUUCUUGACAAAUCCAUGUUGGCUCCCAAGAGUCACAGCAUUAUUUUCUAGACCAGCAGCUUAUUAAUGUGUUCUGGAUCGCCAGUAAUCUGAUUGGUCUGUUGAUUCCAGGUCAGUUGAUGAUUGGCCCACCUCCAAUUUUCUGCCACCUCACAUGUUCUCUUAAAAAAUUCAGAUUAGAACCAGAGGUUCCAAAUCCAAAAUAACACCAGAAUGCUACUGGGAUAUACCUUAUCUGGCCUGGAGACUUGAACUUGCAUGUUUCUAACUCAGCUAUGCUCACUGUCAUUUGUCUUGUGCCUUCUUUAUUUCACUGUGCAGAGUCUCCCAUUCAUCUUGAGCUCCCACUUUUUGAAACUGAUUUUCUAAUGUCUAGGGUACAUUUCUGACGUGUGUUCAGUUUUUAUAUCCUGUGCUGCCACAAAUUCCCAGACGAUACGGUCACUUCCUCACAAGGCUUCUGCCAUUUUAACUUCAUCAGUCAGCUCCGACCUGUUCGUCCAGAUUAAGUCCAAAGAGACCAAAUAGAUCCCCUUGAACAAGGGCUUUUUUUCUGGGAAAAGAGGUGGUGGAACUCAGUGGUGGAACUCAAGACUGCACAAUGACGUCACUUUGGGUCAGCUGGAACAAGGGCGGAGUUUUUUAAAGUUUAAAUCGCCCUCGGCAAAAAUGGUCACAUGGCCGGUGGCCCCGCCCCCGAUCUCCAAACAGAGGGGCGUUUAGAUUGACAAUAGAUACAAUAGAUACAGUAGAUACCAAGAUUACUGAAGCCCCAUUACUUCUAAGUCUUGCAUUUGAGAGGUCUCUGUCUUGUCAUGGGAAAACGUCUUCCAGCUGAUUGUGCAUUCUGCAGUGUACUGCUCCAAUGCUAUCACUUUUGUUUCUCCCACCUUUUGUGCUUACAACAUUCAGUAAUCUUGACAUAUACUACUACUCUCCUGCCCCUUUCUGUUGGGUCUGUUUCUUUUGAAGAAAGCAUACCUUUCAAUUCCUAUAUCUCAAUCACGAAUCACAUCCCAGCAAAUCUCACCACUACUUUUCCUUCAGGUAUUUGAGUUUCCGGUUCAUCCUCUUUGUUUCCCAUAUUUAAUGCAUUAGGAUAAAGAGAUCAGAAACUGCAAGCAUUGCAUGCUACUUGCUUCCCUAUGUCCCUGCAAAUAACCUAGUAUCUCCCUCACUGUCUUGCUCUGUCUUUGGUCAUAUACGUUCUUUAUCCUUAUACUUAGCCAGGGCUUUUUUUCUGGGAAAAGAGAUGGUGGAACUCUCAAGUGGCAAGCCGCUUUGGGAUUUGGAUACUUAAAUGCUUCAGUAUGCUCCUUAGAGAUUUGGGAAUCUUUAUGGAGCACAUCGAAGCACAAAGCAGCACUUUUCUUGCCAUCCUGUCAGCUGAAAAAAGCUGCCAGCUUUGAAAGCAGCAACACUUUGCUUGUGGCAAGAAGUGUUGCUGCUUUCAAAUGCCCCACUGCUUUUUUCAGCUGAGGGGAGGGGGGGUCUCUCCUCCCUCUCCCUCAGCUGAAAAAGCUGACAGCAUUUUAAAACUGCCUUUUUUCAGCUGAUGGGAGCAGAAUCCCCCUCCUGUCAGCUGAAAAAAGCUGCCGGCUUUGAAAGCAUCUGCACGGGGAGGAAACAGGAUCAGGGGGGCGAGGCCACCAGACAGGUGAUUACUUUCAAGAGGUGCCAGAACUCCGUUCCACUGCGUUUCCCCUGGAAAAAAGCCCUGUACUUGGCUAACUGCUUUGCUCUGGUCUUUUUUCUCUCUCCCGCACAGGACUUAAUUUAAAACUCCAUUGAUUAGGUUUGCAAGGCUCUUAGCAAACACGCUCUUCCCAGCCCUCAUGAGGUGCAGGCCAUCUUUUGCCAGAAGUCACUCAUCCUGAUAGCAUAGUCCAAGAAACCAAACUCUAUCUGCAUGCCAAAGUCCAGUGAUGCAGCUUUUAAGGUCAAGCCAUAUAUGAUCUGAAAAGGGGAACACCUGGAAGAGGCUCACAGUCCUUUGCAGUCGGGACCACAGCCUGGUCGGUAAGCUUUCCAGAGCAAAGUUUCUCUUGGUGUGAACCCCAAGUAGCCCAAUAAAAUCUGGAGGGGUAGCUUUAACUGCUGAUUGGGUAUGCAAUGGCAGCUAGCUGAACAGUAGAAUUUAAACUCUUAGGGGGAAUCUCUUGCUAAAGUAACACAUUUAAUUUCUUGGGGGGGGUAAAAUUUUCUUUAUUUAAACUAUAAACCAUAACAUAACUAUAAACAACAAUACACACACACACACACUUGUUUAUGUAUUGUUGGUGUGUCUUCUGUUUAGAAUGUUGUGUUUUUUCUUAUUCUCUAUGUUUAUUGUUUAUAGUUAUUAUGUUAUGGUUUAUUAUGUUACGGUAUAAUUUUUUUUUAAACCCUAAAUUACACAACAGGUUGAGUUCCAAUUUUCUCUGCAACAAAUAUGUAUCAUUUCUAGAGUCUCACUUAUUCUAGGUUAAUCAUAAAAGCCCUCUUUUUUCUAUUGUUCAUGUUUCUUAAUCCAUAAAUCCAGAUAUCAUCAAAUCCUUGUUAUCCAUUUCAUGUAAAAAGCCUAUAAACGGUUUCAAUUCAGUCAAGAAGUUAACUAAUGUCCUUUCUCUAAUUAAUGAAGUAAGUUUUGCCAUUGAUGCAAACUCCAAAAAUUUUAUCCACCGUUCCUCCACUGUAGGCAAUGUUGGAGUUUUCCACUUUUGUGCAUAAAGUACUCUUGCUGCCGUAAUAAAGUAAAGAAACAAAA
This is a messenger RNA of Eublepharis macularius, 10115 nucleotides long. It is a transcript of the gene ADAMTS7, whose product is annotated as ADAM metallopeptidase with thrombospondin type 1 motif 7. Gene Ontology annotation, cellular component: extracellular matrix. The record is from RefSeq and is a predicted model, not a curated record. The transcript has 24 exons. Lineage: Eukaryota; Metazoa; Chordata; Lepidosauria; Squamata; Eublepharidae. The coding region runs from base 52 to 5412 and encodes 1786 amino acids. Gene Ontology annotation, molecular function: metalloendopeptidase activity. Gene Ontology annotation, biological process: proteolysis; extracellular matrix organization.